Molecule: messenger RNA, 6870 nt
Organism: Drosophila takahashii
Lineage: Eukaryota; Metazoa; Arthropoda; Insecta; Diptera; Drosophilidae
Product: ankyrin repeat and fibronectin type-III domain-containing protein 1
Biological process (GO): establishment of mitotic spindle orientation; signal transduction; regulation of establishment of bipolar cell polarity
Cellular component (GO): spindle
Molecular function (GO): protein binding
Source: RefSeq, a predicted model, not a curated record
AUGGAGCGUCGCAAGGCUCUCAGUUCGUAUGCCAAGUUGAAGGAUCAGCAGGGGGCGGCGGCUGUAGCAGCAGAUAUGGUGACGCCGCAGAAGAACAACGAGAGCGGGGACUCGCUGCCCGCCUUGCGCCGCUCUCACUCCGUCCGCUCCUCCCUGCGACGGCUAAAAAACAAGCUGCACAGUCCCGCCCUGCCGCUGCAGUCUCCCUUCAAGCUGCGCACCCAGCUGCACAUGCGCAGUCGCAGCUCGCGAGGAUCGGCCACUUUGGACAAGAGCAAGGCGGCCAAGGCACUGCGCAUGCUCGGCGACCUGGACGCGGUGGCCGUUCUGACCACCAAAGUAAAGGGAAAGAACGAAUUUGUGCCACUGAAAAGCAGGGAAAUGAACUCGGAUUCCUGUGACCACGGUGAACUGGGCAUUGAACGGCUCAUGUCCACCCUGCCAGUGGGAGCCACUUUACCGCGGAAGGCCUGCAAGUUGCUCCAGAUCCCCGAGAGUUACUGCCGGCGGACGGACUGUGCCCCAAAAGCUACCCUGGACUCGGACCUGGAGAGGACCCUGAGCGGUGAGGAAUCCAGUUCCGUGCUGGCGGAUAUCACCCGACAUGCCCAGCAGGGCAUCUAUGGAACGACGCGCAUGCGCACAGCUACUAUUCGGAAGCCGAUGCCCUAUCUGAACAGCCACAACAUAUUGCCGCAAGAUAAACGUGACGGUGACAUCGAUAGUGUCAGGCUGCGGGAGAAGUUGGUGGUGCCACCGAUUGCGGGUGCCGGCAAUAAUAACAACCAGGACAACUACCCCACCUACUACCCGGCCCCCUUGCUGUCCACCAGUCGCUGGUCGGAACAGCUGACGCAGCAUGCGACGGUAGCCAAGAUCCGGACAGCCAUCUCCUGCCACUCUCAGGAUCUCAAGGAAAUGGAGUUCCUUCUGCCGCACUCGCGAACCGAAUCGCAGGCGAAUUCCCAAUCGCAGCUCUGCAUUUCGCGGCACUCGCAGCCCAAGAAUGCCAAGCUGCGGGAUGAUCACGACGAGACGGGCUCCUCGGAGCCGGAUUCACCGCCGCUGGGCGAUGAGAAUGCCUCGGCGAAUGGACAACUGUCGGUGCACAGGCAGCCGGUACAGCUGCGCAGUAAAAUCCCGGGCAACACACCGCAUCCGCGGGCCAGCAAAAUGUCCAAGAAACAGCUGAAGUUGGCCCAGGCCCAGCUGGACAAGCUGACGCAGAGCAAUCUGCACUUGCAUGCUCUGUUCUCGGCGGUGGAGCAUGGUCAUCUGGAGAAGGCAAGGACUAUUCUAGAGUCCACCGACGUUGAUGUGAAUAGCAUCAAUAACGACGGACUAUCCGCUUUGGACUUGGCCGUUCUCAGCAAUAAUCGCUCCAUGACCAGGAUGCUGCUCCAGCAUGGCGCCAUGGAGGGCUCUCAAUUCUCCGUGGACACCAUCGGCACCAAGCUGAACGGCCUGCUCAAGGACGCCGAGUCGCGGAUUCACGAUCUGAGUGGACCGGAGGGUCUGUGCCCGCCCAUGUUCGCCUCGCGUCCCUCCAUCUCGAGCAUCAUAAUUGGCAAUUCAAGCGCCUCGGUGACCGGCUGCACGGGCAGCGAGGUGGAGAAGCAGAUCGGCAUCUGGGAGCGCCGCGUGAAGGGACUGCGCCGCCUGCAGCUCGGCUGGGAUCAGGCCAGGCCACCAGAUGCCCCCGCCUCGGUGGUCGUCGACGUCACCGGCGACAAUUCCAUCAGCGUCCAAAUCCUAGAGCCCUUCGAGGGGGCCAUUGGCACGAAAUUCAAAGUCCAAUGGUCGACCCGCGCGGAUUUCAACAACGUUGUGGGCGAGAGUGAGUUGCUGGAGUGGAUCAGCUUCCAUGGCACGAUGGGCGCCCAGUGCCACAUAUCGGGCCUCACCCAGGGUCGUCGCUACUUCCUGAGAGCCGCCUGCGGAAAUGUCAAGGGCUGGGGUGCCUAUCGAACUUCGGUGCCCGCCAGUGUGGUGCCCUCUACUUGGAGGGACUUGGACAAUCGGGAGGAUCGAUUCGUGGGCCGACACCGCAUCCUGGACAAUCUGUUCACCGCCGUGCGACUGGCCAGACCCGCCGACGUCUCCGAGUUGACCUUGGAUCCAGCGAGCGCCCAAAGGCGCAAUCCUAAGAAGAAGACCACCAUCAAGCAGCUGUUCUCGGUCACCUCCAAGUUCCAAAAGACACUGAGACGCGGCAUUUACUUCUCUUGCAUAAUCCACUGCGACGAUAAAGUUCUGGUCACCAGCGAGGACUUUCCGCCGGUCAUCGAGGUGGACGAGUCCUAUCCCAGUGCCCUGCACAUGGAUUACUACUGGCUGAUGAAGGUGGCCUGCACCUGGGAGGAUGUCAAGUCUCUCCGUUCCGACAUGGAGCGCAAUCUCACGUCCGCCGUUCACUUCCGCACCAAGCUUCUGUCGGCCGUCUGCCAGAUGCAAUCGGCGCUGGGCAUCACGGAUUUGGGUCAGCUGUACUACAAACCACUGCGGGAUGCCCAAGGCACCGUGGUGCUGACCUGUGUGCAGUCGGUGAAGAGCCAGAAGGCCGUCUCCAUCCUGAACUCGCGUUGGCUGCCGGUCAGCAAGCUGCAGAAGAAGCUGGGUGCUCUGCACGAGGACUACACCAUCAACGAGCUGCUCAUCUCCUCGAUUGGCGAUCAGCUGCACUACCAGCAGGCGGCGCUGCAGCGACUGGAGCCGGGUCUCUACCUGGGCUACCUGAAGAUGCAGUGCUCCAUGGACCAGAUCCAGGUGGUGGUGCCCGUGAAGACGCCCAAUGUCCUGCCCCACUGCAAGGUGCGCGAGAAUAGUCACAUUACUGCAGAGGAAUGGCAGGUGCUCCACCGCUGCAGUGGCGAUCCUCUCCGCCUGCCGCUGGACUUUAGCUCUCAAGGAGGUGAUUCAGCCUGUGGAGGAACAGCUACCACCGAGGUGCAGCGGCUAUUCCUGUACGAUCUCACCAAUGCUAUGCACAAGCUGUUCGCGAGCAUGAACAUCAAGGCCAAGGAUGCCACCACCCAUCGGCUGUACGACGUGGAGGUGAUCGAGCACAGUCCGGACAUUAGUUUCCUGGUCGUCUGCCCCUCCGCCGAAUCCUCGUGCGCCGUGCCCGGCCAGUCGGAGUUGCUGCUGCAGCGGGAUGACCUGGCCAGUCUGAGUAUCCAGGCCUUCGAGAUGAUUCACCUGCGCACCUAUCAGCCGGCCAUUAUUCAAAAGUACGCCCGUCUAUCCUGCAUCCUCGAGUUGGACACCGCUUUGGCCACUCAUGCGCUUCGCGAGGCUUUCUCCAGCAGCGAACUGCAGGCGGCCAAGGAGCGUUUGGCCACGCUGCAGGAGCUGAGCUCGAGCCUCACGAUUGUGUGGAAGAGCGUGCGCUGGCUAAUGGAUGUGGUGGCCUAUGCGAGGAACAAGAAUGCACAACCCUCGCUGGCGAUGCGAGAAAUCCUGGAUUUUUCACAGCAGCGGCAGGAUGAAGCGGUGGCUGGAUCAUCGGCGGGUUCCACUAGCAAACAGCUGCUGCAGCUGCCCAUUCGUGAAAGUAAAUUCUCCAAGACUGGUCAAGGCAGGGGCAGUUGGCCAGGUCCGGGAACCAACGAGGAUCCCACGCAGCGCAAGCCGGAGCACUCAAAAUCGGAGCAGAAUCUAGAGCUGAGUGUUAUUACGCCGGUGGAACCUGCGACCAAACCAGUUCCUACUCCGCAGCAGCAAUCGCAACAGCAGCAACAGCAACUUUUGCAAGUUUCCACCACCAGCGAAUAUGCGGGCUCCAUUUGCUCGGAAGUUUCCUUCCGCAAGAACAGCGGCGACUCCAUGAGCUCCACCUACACGUCUCGCAGCUUCUACUCCGCCGUGGAUUCCGCCUCGGAUGGAAAUAGCACAAACAGUGUGUUUGCCAUUCCGCCCUCGCGAUCCGACGACACCUUGGCGGAUGCACUGCGUCACUCGCAGGCGGUGGCUGCCCAACGCAAGCGAACCAGCUCCAAUAUCGGUCCCCAGACCAAUCCCCUGAUCACGGUGCACAGCUCCAACUCGGCUCCGUAUCUGGCUGGAUCCAGUGUAUCCUUAAGAAGCGGCAAUGGAGCCUUCGCCACGGAUCUGGAGCACAAGCCACUGAAGCCAGCGACCAAGGCAUCCUCCAGUGCGAAUCUACGCGAGGGAGGACCCUAUUUGAAGAGCACCCUGGCCGAGCUGCGGGCAGUGGGCGGCGAGGAGCCGGUGGCCAGCACCUCGAAGGCCUCGUCGAUGAAGAGCUUGUCGCGGCAGAGCAGCGAAGAGGACUCCGCCAGCUGUUCCAGCCUCAACGCCGAGCAGACGCCGGGGAUUAUUCAGGUGUAUACCGCCUACAAUACGGGACUGGCCAGUGGAACCAGCCUGAAGCUGCACGUAACACCCAAGACGACGGCCCGGGAGGUGAUCAACCUGGUGGUGAAGCAACUCAACAUGGCCGUCGUGCUUAAGGGAAACAACGGGCCCGUCUACGGACCCGAGAUGCUGGAGAACUUUUGCCUGGUGGCGGUGAUUGGAGCUAGGGAACGGUGCCUGCGGGAUGACUUCAAGCCGUUGCAGCUGCAGAAUCCCUGGAAAAAGGGGCGUCUGUACGUCCGCAAGAAGCACGAGUUGCUGGCGGCCAUCGAGCACUCCAACCGGAAAUCGCAUUUGAUCUGAAGAGCAGGAUAACUAGCGAAUGAGAUCUCUCGAGAUUUAAAAGUUUAAGAUUUAAGAUAUGGCGAAAGUCGGCAUAUUCACGAUUCACCACUUUGUUUUUGAAACUUUAGAGAUUUAUCUGCAAUCCGGGAUUUUCGUAUAUUGUACAUUUUGUUGUGUUUUAGUUUUUGGGUUCCCCCAAUCACAAUUCCCAACUCCCACCCUCUUCAGGGCCAUGAUCGUUGACCAAUCCCCGAAUUAGACUGAAUUACUUAUGUAUGCUGCAAUGGCAAACUGAUAAAAUUGUAUUUGAAACGGUAUUAUAUUUUGAGUAGUUAUACAUUCUACAUUACCCAAGCAAACACGAACACACACAAGCGAAUCGGACUAAACAAAAACAGAUUGUUGUUAGUUGUUCUAGAGUAAAGAAGGCUACGCCCGUACAUAAGUAGUAUGUAUGUUAUAUAAAUAUUAUGCGUGCAUCAAUGUAUUUUAUUGUAUGUAUUUUUGUAGAUUAGUAAACAAAUGUUUUGAUUGUAUUUUUGUGGCAUUUUUAGGGGCACAUUUUUUGAUCUAAAUGUUAAAUCGUAAAUCGGUAAAUACGGAACACGAAAACAAACAACCAAAUUGUUGGCGAAACUCAAAGAACAAAUGUCAAUAUGCAUUUUAAGUGUCACUCUUGAUGUCUUUGAUGUGUGUGUGUUCUUAGAAAUUGCAAUUCCCUUGGAUUAAACAAAUAAUUUAGCUGUAAUCAAUUGCUUAGUAUGUAAACAAAUCACCGCAACACAAAUGAUAACGAAAACGGAGAAUAUUUUUUAAAAAUAUAUUGGCACAACUGAAUGUUGAAAAAAGAAUAGGCAACUUGAAAUUAAACUGUUUGUAUUUAUUAACUGUAGCAAUGAUAUCUCCGAGUCCAAGUCCGACCCUAUCUACUCCACUCAGCAAUUGGCUCGACGAGCUUCCUAUACACUUGAUAAUCCUACUCCACAAUCUACUCAACUGUUGGCCCACUUAGAACCCAUACUAUUAACGUGGCUAUCUCAAUGUGCGAAGCCGUAUGUGUCUAUAAAUAACUACUCUACUCUGUACUCUCUCAAUAGGAAAUACCAUAAGUAAACUAGAGGAAGUUCUGCAGAUACACGUGUUUGUUGUGAACCGGUAGUCAAAGAACAGUCUCAUUGUCAAGCUCAUGAUGUCCCAAUUUAAACUUAUUUCCAUUGGACGACAAGUCGAAUUUAGAUUGGAGUCGCAGGUCGUGAAAAGUAUACAUUUUGAAUCUUAUGAGAAACUAGACGAGAACACUUACUUUAAAGAAUGUGCAACACAGAGUCCAUAACAAAGAUAUCGAACUAUUUAAGAUGUCUACGACCAACAGACGAUUUUUGUACGUUUAUUUCUUGUUUUUGAGAUGGCGAUUAAGACGAUUUUGAUACAUUUUUACUCUAUGGUUUACCAGUCCUAGGGCUCGACGAACAGCAACGAACGUAGCUAAGUUUUGACCACAGAAAAUGCCCAAUAUAACAUAUAUUAUACCCCCUUGCGUUCACAGCCCGGUUUCAGAUUUGUAUUGCCGCCACCCAAUUGCCUCAAUUCGAAUUUUCAAUGGUCCCCAGAAUGGUCGAGCGAACGAACAACGAAUGUAAACUAGUUCCAAAUCCAAACUGAGUGGCCAGUUUCAGUUUGUUAAUUCGGAAUGCCAAUUAAACGAUUUCAAUUGUCAGACACAGCGUCCGUCCCCAGAAAAGAGCGUUUGGUUUUCGAAUGGAGCGAAAUUAUACAGAGUAUUAUUUUGAAUUGCGAUCCAGUGAGAUUAGUUUUUACGAUGCAAUCUAAUUGUAGCUGUAGCUAAUUGUUAAUGGCCUACGAAAAUGCGAGAGGCGAAAUGUAAAUGUAACCAAAAAGCAUUGAACGAGUCUUUCCGCAUAUGAACAUGAAAAACACAUCAACGCAGACAAUUCCUGUAAUUAGAUAUACAUAUAUAUAUAGAAGAUGAAACUUAUCAAGUGUAACUCAGUGUCAGUACAUCCAUUAUCGGCAUUAUCGACUACCUGUGUACAUUUUUGGUGUGUUAAUGGCCUACAAUAUAUACGAUACACUCCGAGUAAGGAGCCAAAAAGAGGGCAACUAGCUUUGGUAAGGAUAAUAUGGGUACGAAGCAUUCAAAGAAUAUUCAAUUAACUUAAUAAAGACUCAACAAAUGUUAUGGUGUAA